AUGGACGAUUUAUCUGUUGAGAAUGAGGAAGUGCCGCCGGAAAGAACUGAGCCUUACGUCGAUGCUUAUGCAAUUAAGAAUGACUAUCAGUUGGUCACUGGUAACUCUAACACCAUUAAGACAGAAAAUGAGAAACUGGCAGCAAUGGGUCGGAAUGACCUGUACAAAGUUGAGCUUGAGUUCAAAAAUAUUACCCUGACCUGUCCCUGUGGGGGGAAACGGCGGGUUAACAAUGGUCGUGGGGAAAGGGAAAUUCAAUCAACUUGGAAACUGGGAUGUCCUGCAAAAGUGCAUCUGAUUGCCAACAGACGCCAACUUGUAGUGAAAGAGUUUGUUACUCGUCACAAUCAUACCUGUGACGCACAAUUUUUUAAGGCACUACCGAAGACAAGGAGGCUGAAAAUGGCAGAUCCACAACUCCAAGACACUGUUAAGUUGCUUUUUAAAGCAGGUGUGAAGCCCUGCACAGUGAGGACCGUUCUCAGGGAACAAGGUUCUGGUGAAGUUACUCAGCGUGACCUGGCGAAUCUGCGGGCCAAAUGGAAAGCAGAUGGUCUGGAGGGCAAAACUCCAAAGGAAAAGCUUGUCGAGACCCUGGAGAAGAUAAAAGAAGCUGAUCCUGGAACUUCUAUCCAUAUUGGUGAAACUGAGGGGGAGAUGACCCACCUUUUUAUUCAAACCACAGCUAUGAAAAAAAAUGUUCAGAAGUAUGGUAAAGUACUUUUGCUUGACCAUACAUACAAAGUGACCAAAACUGAGAUGCCGGUCACUGUUAUGAUGGUGAUGGAUGGCAAUGGUGCUGGCAGAUCCGCAGGAUAUGCAUUUGUAGCCAACGAGAAAGCAGUUACUAUUAAAAUGGUCCUAGAGGCUUUUGUGAAGAGUGUUGGUGAGGAAGUGGCCAACAACAUUAAAACAGUGAUAAUUGAUAAAGAUUAUUCUGAAUGUAGUGCCAUUAAGGCUGUUUUGCCUGGAGCCCAAAUUCAACUAUGUGAUUUCCAUGUUUCCAAAACAUUUAAGAAAAAGGUUCAACAGGAGAAACACUUAACUGAUCCACAAAAGCAGGAAGUUUCAAAAUUGUUACUUGAGCUACGAUAUUGCUGCGACCAUUCCAAGUUUGCUGAGCUCUGUGAUGAACUUAAAUCCAAAGUUUCUGAAGAAUUUUGGAAAUAUUUUGAUGAUAACUGGCUGAAAUGUGAAAUGGCCUGGUCCUUCCGUGAUAAAAAGAUAUCACCAAAUUUAGGAAAUACCACCAAUAAUAGACCGGAAAAUCACAACUCUAAAUUGAAAAUGUUUCUGAAUGUUGACAAAGAACUUUAUGAAGCUCUUCUUCUCAUCCUUGAAGUAGUUCAAAAUAAGGAGGAAGACAUUCUCUUUUUAACUACCACAGAGUCUGUGAAAGAGACUUACAUCAUGCAUUGUCAUGACCCUGUCAUUAAAGAAAUUCUAAAUGACAUGACAAAAUUUUCAGCAAAGCUUACAAUUUUUGAAUUCAAGCAAAUCCCAAGUGAUGAUGAGCUUGAAAAAUGGCAGACCACCAACUCCAGCUGUCUGUGCCCACACUGGUGGAGUUACUUACUUCCAUGCAGACACAUUAUGCAAUCUAGAAGGAAAUCUGGUGCUACAAUUCAUGAUCGGUCUGAGAUUGACCCCAUGUGGCUCUUACCUGAUUCAGACAAUGAUAGGGAAGAACAAAGUGUGGAUUUCGGACAAGGGAGGGUCUAUCACAAUGUUGUACCCAAAAUGAUUCCACAAACAUGGAAUGAAAGGUACACCCAUGCUAUGUCCAAGGCGAGGGGUCCAUCACUCCCCAAAAUUGUGUACAAUGAUUGGAGGUAA
Thrips palmi is the source of this 1836-nucleotide messenger RNA. RefSeq lists its product as uncharacterized. Lineage: Eukaryota; Metazoa; Arthropoda; Insecta; Thysanoptera; Thripidae. The record is from RefSeq and is a predicted model, not a curated record. Bases 1 to 1836 code for a protein of 611 amino acids. The transcript is spliced from 6 exons.